Molecule: messenger RNA, 1302 nt
Organism: Parnassius mnemosyne (clouded apollo)
Lineage: Eukaryota; Metazoa; Arthropoda; Insecta; Lepidoptera; Papilionidae
Source: the annotation of a GenBank genome assembly
AUGGCCACGAAAUUGUUUUUAGCUACAGUAGCUUUGUAUUUUAAUUUGGCGUUAGCUGGAAAAAACGAUAUAUUCUCGAGCUACAAAGUUCAUGGCAUCAAGCUGCGUGAACAAUCUGAUCUAAAAAUUUUGGCCGAACUCAGUUCAAAAUUAAAUCUAGACUUUUGGUCGCAUGGCAUUCCCGGUGUACGCGAUGCCAUAGUAAUGGUUUCACAAGAAAACGAGCUUAAGCUCCUCGACAAUUUGGACGACAAUCGCAUCGAGCAUUAUCUUUAUCUAGCUGACAUUGUUAAAGCGUUUGACGAACAUGACGAGGAAAUUUCCAAUUGGCGAAGAAAAAGACAAGGAAAAAUGAUACCAUUCGAAGACUAUCCCAGAUAUUCCGAGGUAAACGAAUACAUGGAACUACUCGCUACACAGUAUCCAGACAUCGUCACAUUGGUGAAUGCUGGACCAAGUUUUGAGGGACGUGAUAUUAAAUAUUUGAAGAUCUCCACCACAAACUUUACUGAUCCCAGUAAGCCGAUCUACUUCAUGGACGCUGCAAUGCACGCUAGGGAGUGGGUGACCACUCCCGUCACUUUGUACACCAUGCAUAGACUGGUUGAAAAUCUUAAGGAAGACGAUCGAGAUCUUUUGGAACAAGUUGAUUGGAUCAUAUUGCCCAUCACUAAUCCUGAUGGCUACGAAUUUACACACACUGAUAAUCGUUUGUGGAGACGGACACGUUCUUUCAGACCAGAAAUCAGUACAUCAUGCUAUGGAGUAGACGCCAACCGGAAUUUCAAUAUAUCAUUUAAUACCAUAGGCGUCUCCAGUAACCCAUGCUCCGACACCUAUCCUGGACCUUCACCAUUUUCUGAAGUCGAGGCCCUCUACAUCAGGGACAUAGCUUUUGAACACCUCGACCGUAUACAGCUAUAUCUCAACAUUCAUAGUUAUGGAAAUUUUAUCCUCUUCGGCUACGAUGACCUCACAUUUCCGCCUAAUGUGGUACAGUUGCAUUAUGUGGGUGCUGUGAUGGGAGCGGCUAUUGAUACUGUAAAGCUUUCUAGCUCCCCCCAUUACCUAGUUGGGAACAGUGCCCUUCUCCUGUAUCCAGUGUCAGGCAGUGCUCAGGACUAUUUACAGUACGUCGGAGUACCAUUCUCUUACACCAUUGAGCUUCCUGAAUUUGGCGGUUACGACUUCAGGGUGCCACCUCAAUACAUCGAGCAGAUAAACAAAGAAACAUGGAAGGGAAUUGCAGCAUCCGCUCGCGCUUCAGUUUUAUUUUACCGUCAACGUUAUAAUUCCUCAUAA